This is a messenger RNA of Prunus persica (peach), 986 nucleotides long. RefSeq lists its product as uncharacterized. The record is from RefSeq and is a predicted model, not a curated record. NCBI's taxonomy places the organism in Eukaryota, Viridiplantae, Streptophyta, Magnoliopsida, Rosales, Rosaceae. The coding region runs from base 271 to 903 and encodes 210 amino acids. The transcript has 2 exons.
UAACACUGGUUCUCUCUGCACUCUUGAUUGUGAAGCUGGAAUUAAUCGUUUGUGUCUUUUGGCGGUUGCAUUGCUGGAUUUCAAUAUUGCAUACCCUUGUUGUUCAUUGAUGCUACGUUUUUGAAGAGCAAGUACAAGGGGCAGCUUCUCUGUGCUUCGGGAAAGAAUGGAAAUCAAGGGUUUUAUCCUCUAGCUUUUGGAGUUGUUGAUUCUGAGACAGAGGAGAAUUGGACUUGGUUUCUUCAACAUUUGGCUUCUAUAUUGCUACCGAUGGGGAGAGUGGUGACCUUUUUCUCGGACCGCAAUCAAGGUUUGUUAAAUGCAAUGGGGUUUGUGUUUCCCGGAUGGCCUCAUUCUUACUGUUAUUAUCACCUCAAACAGAAUUUGAUAUUAAAGCACCCGAAGUCAGGUUAUGGGAAACUGCUCCAAGACCGUGUUAUCAAUUUAUUUAGUAGAUGCGCAUAUGCUGUUACGGAGGAAGAGUUUAAGGUAGCAAUGGAGGAGUUGGUGAUUGUUGGGAGUUCGAAAGUGAAGGCAUUUAUAUAUGAUUUGUCUAGAGAUCACUAUGCCAACACAUUUUUCAAAGGAAUGCGUUAUGGGGAGAUGGCAAACAGUUUAGCGGAGUCCUUUAAUAAUUGGGUUUGUGUGUUUCGAGAUUUGCCGGUGUUACCUUUGAUAGAAGGGAUUCGACAGAAAUUGAUGGUAUUGAAUUCUCAACGACGAAUUGAAGCGGAGAAGUGGACAACAGUUUUGUGUCCGGAGAUGGAAACUAGACUCUGUGAAAAUGCGGAGGCCGGUAGGACUUGGGUAGUUCGUCGUUCUAAUUGCACUGUUUUUGAAGUAUUUGCUGAUUAUUCUGUGAUGGUUGAUCUCGAGCAAAGGACUUGUUCUUGCCGUCUUUGACAAAUUGACGGUUUUCCUUGCACACAUGCGGUGGCUGCAAUCCUAGCAAAGAGAGAUUCAGUUUAUGAUUACGUUGAGUGUUA